Molecule: messenger RNA, 972 nt
Organism: Rhizophagus irregularis DAOM 181602=DAOM 197198
Lineage: Eukaryota; Fungi; Glomeromycota; Glomeromycetes; Glomerales; Glomeraceae
Source: RefSeq, a predicted model, not a curated record
AUGAAUGGGGAAAACAAUUUUAAAAAGUCAAAUCGAGAAAAUAUAAAAGCAAAAGAUUGGAAAUUAUAUAUCAAUCAAAAAAUUUCUUCACAAAAUGGAAUUUUUAUAUCCCCAGUUUUUGCAACUUCUUCUUAUCAAGCUUGGUUUUUACAUAUUGAUCUUUCAUAUCAGGAAGCACAUUGCUUGUCUCAUUUAGAUGGUAUAGAACAAUCGGAUGAAAAUCAAUGUAGAGUAUCAAUUUUCUUUCAAACGGAUUGCUUCGGAGAGGAUCUUGCCGUAGAAUCACAAAUGGUUGAAGUUUCUAAACUACGGCAUUUUGGUAUCUCUUUUAAAAAUAUUUGUUCUCGUAGGUCAAGAAGAUUAGGAUAUCUUUUUGAUAAUGUUCCUACUGCACCAAAUAUUAUAUUUUGUAUUAAAGGUAGAUAUUUAUAUGCUCAUUCAGAAAUUAUUGAAAACGCAACCACCAAAUUUAAAGAAAUGUUAAAAAUUGGAAAACCCCAUCAACAAAAAGAAAAUGAUACGAACGAAAAAAAUUCAAAAAGAUUUAUACGUAUCGAAUUAUCAAACAUAGAAUUUUUAACUUUUAAAACAAUACUUUACUAUUUUUAUACUAGUACAAUAUAUGUUGAUAAAUCUUGGAAUAUACUUGAUUUAUGUUAUUGGGCUAAAGAGUUUGAAUUAAAUGAAUUAGUUGAAAUAGCAAAAGCAGAUUAUAAACUUAGAUUAAAUAUUGAAAAUAUUUUUGAAGAAUUACUUAAUGUUGGACUUUAUUUAAAAGAUAUUAGAGAUGAAUCAAUAAUUUUUAUAGCAAAAAAUUUUCCUUUAAUACAAUCUACUAUUGGAUUCAAAAAAUUUAUUUUGAAUUUGAAUCAAUAUCCUGGCGCGAGAGAUAUUUGGUUGGAAAUUACGAAUACUAUAAAACGAUUAGGCUACUCUAAUUAUUUAUCCGUACCUCUCUUUAAAAAUAUGUGA